AUGCCCUCUACAUCAAGAAGGUUGCGCCAAGUCGCCGACGAUACGGAAGAGGAACAGAGGCCUAGACAGCGCCAGCGCCUCGCCGAGCCAGAGAGCGAUGUCGAUGAUGAAGAUGCCGAGGAAGCUGAUGAGGGAGAGGACGAGGAGCAGGCAGAGUCGGCGGACGGCCAGUUAAUCAAAAAGCUUGUCAGAUAUGCCAUGGCCUGCGAUUUCUCUCGAGCACCAAUACGGAGGGAUGGCAUCAAGGAGAAAGUCCUGGGCGACCAAAGUCGAUCAUUUAGGAGAGUGUUUGACGGCGCACAGAAGACACUCCGCGCAGUCUUUGGCAUGGAGAUGGUCGAACUUCCCGUUAGAGAUAAGUUAACCAAAGAGGAGAAGCGUAAAGCUGCGAAAUCCAAGACCAAGUCCUCGAAUUCCAACAGCUACGUCCUUGUCUCCGUACUUCCCGACGCAUACAAAACCCCGAAGAUUAUCGCACCGUCAAAAUUCCUGAGUGCGGAAGAUGAGGCCGCGUACGUCGCCUUCUACACGUUGCUCAUCUCGCUGAUCCGCAUCAACGGCGGCGAGAUGAGCGACUCCAAACUGAAGCGCUACCUGCGGCGCCUCAACGCGGAGACCAACUCCUUCCAUAGCACGAAGACAGAAGACACUCUGGCAAGGCUGCAGAGGCAAGGCUAUCUGAUCAAGAACAUCGACAAGGAGGCCAGGCAACACGGCGACGAGCAGGAGGCUACGACAUGGUACGUGGGACCACGAGGCAAGGUGGAGGUGAGCGAUGAGGUUGUGGCAGGGGUGGUGAGGGAAGUCUGGGGCGAGCAAGACGACGACGAGCUUGAGUCCAAGCUGCAAAAUAGUCUGCAAAUCCCAGACAAGAAGGCGCCUGCAGAGAAUGGCGAUGCUGUGAACGGGGGAGCCUCGAAUGCCGACAAUGGGGAUGUUGCUAAGGACAACGGCGAAGGCCCGAGCAGGAGAAGAUCGGGCCGGCGGAGGCAAGUCGAAGAAGCGGACGACGACGAGGAAGAUUGA
This is a messenger RNA of Diaporthe amygdali, 1026 nucleotides long. Its product is annotated as mage-domain-containing protein. The transcript is spliced from 4 exons. Bases 1 to 1026 code for a protein of 341 amino acids. The record is from RefSeq and is a predicted model, not a curated record. Gene Ontology annotation, biological process: DNA repair. Gene Ontology annotation, cellular component: nucleus. NCBI's taxonomy places the organism in Eukaryota, Fungi, Ascomycota, Sordariomycetes, Diaporthales, Diaporthaceae.